AAAGCUCAUAUAUGAUAGCACAUGGGUCGGUUCUAACUCAGUACGAAUGACACCCGCCGCGGAAAAAUGUUUCGGUUUGCCUUUCUGCUGUUUUAUGCCACUAUCAGCAUCGAUAUGGCAACCACGAUCAGUGCAGCGUGCGACAGGGCACUGAAACUUUACGGUGUUGUGCCGAAAUCCGAAGGCCAACUGCAAUAUUUAGCAUCGCUUAGUGCGUACAACGAAUCGCUAGAUUUCUGGUUACUCACGACAAAUUUGAAUGAAGAAGCACACGUCCUAGUUCCUGCUGAACACGAUACACAAUUUCGGAAUGAUUUAGUGAAAUAUCACUUUAAAUAUUUUGUUAAAAAUCCAAACAUCAGUGGAUGCGCAGACAUAAAUCAGAGGUCAGAGCGUAAAGCGCAGUAUCGAGCACAAGAGUCGUUGGAUUUCACCAAAAGAUAUUUGAGCUACUCUGACAUUAACAGAUAUAUCGAAUAUCUUGGACGGAAAUACGCGGACUUGGUCACCGUAACCAACGUGGGGAAGUCGUACGAAGGAAGGACGCUCAAGACAGUCACCAUUGCCAAGGGUCAGCCAUCCACAGCAAUACUCAUAGAUGCCGGCAUCCAUGCCAGAGAGUGGAUUGCCCCUGCCACUGCCCUUUACGUAAUUAAUCGGUUGGUACAACACGCGAAUGAAAAUCGUGACUUGCUGAAUAAUCUCACGUGGAUUAUUCUGCCACUAGUGAAUCCAGAUGGCUACGAAUACUCACUCAAAACUAAUAAACUUUGGCGCAAAACGAGACAGCCAUUUAGACGCUGCGUUGGGACAGAUGGUAAUCGGAACUUCAACUUUCACUGGGGUGAGAAAGGUGCUUCUAAAUACGAGUGCGUCAAUACCUUUGCCGGGUCGAGACCUUUUUCUGAACCCGAAACACAAGUUGUUCGAGAUCUGCUGCUAACCAAUAAUGAGUCAGUUAAAUUCUACCUUUCGUUGCACUCUUACGGUCGAAUGCUGCUCUAUCCGUGGGGUUACAAGAAAGAUCUUCCCCGGCAGUGGAGGAAUAUGGAUAAUGUAGCACGAGCCGGGGCGUCUGCCAUGCAGCGUGUACACAGGGUGGAUUAUCGAAUAGGUGGAGCAGCAACAGUUCUGUACGAGGCGGCCGGUGCCAGUGAUGAUUACGCACUAGCCGUGGCACGAAUUCCGAUCGCUAUCACAAUGGAACUGCCGGGCGAUGAGAAUGGGUUUCAUCCGGCAGAGUCGAAGAUUGGCAGAUUCGUUGAAGAGGCUUUCACGGGAAUACGAGCAAUGGCACUCAAGAUGGUACAAAUGCAGGUGUGACGAAGUGUUGCAUAGAAGCAACGUCAGUGGUACUUCAAAAGGAUUAGUUUUACCGAAUACAUAAGUGUUCAUUCAACUGCCGAGUGAGUGGUACAACACAAUGGGAAAACACGCGCUUCUCAAACAAAUAAGCAACUAUAUUUGUGGUAUACCCAUGAUGACGUCGGAAAAUCGGACAAUGCUUCGAAUAUCAUGAUAUGAUACAAAUCAACGAAACGUUUGCUGUGAAGAAUAAAUAUUAUUAGAAGGUACAUAUAUAGUAUAUACAUAUCUCGU
Armigeres subalbatus is the source of this 1599-nucleotide messenger RNA. RefSeq names its product carboxypeptidase B1-like. Gene Ontology annotation, molecular function: zinc ion binding; metallocarboxypeptidase activity. Gene Ontology annotation, biological process: proteolysis. The record is from RefSeq and is a predicted model, not a curated record. The coding region runs from base 67 to 1323 and encodes 418 amino acids. Lineage: Eukaryota; Metazoa; Arthropoda; Insecta; Diptera; Culicidae. The transcript is spliced from 2 exons.